Symbiodinium necroappetens is the source of this 699-nucleotide messenger RNA. The record is from the annotation of a GenBank genome assembly. Lineage: Eukaryota; Dinophyceae; Suessiales; Symbiodiniaceae.
AUGGCGCAGCUCAUCUCACUGCGACUGCUUCUCGCCUUCCUGCUGGCAGCUUGCGGGCGUGGUAGAGCUCCGGUGGGCUUUGUGCAGCAUCUCCCUGCUAUCAAGACCCUUCAGGGGCGCAUGGGAGAGAUGGCAAAGAAAGCCAGGCGCCUUCAGACGGGGCUGGACCAGGAAUGUAUGACCAAGUGCCCUGGCCUGUUGUUCAUGAUGACGGACCUGAUGUCUGGGAUGCAGACCAACCCGCCUGCAGGAGAUAAUGCCAGUGAUGCUACUGCGGGAUUUGAUGCCCUUGCAAGCAUGAUGGGAGCAAUGUUCUCAGCGAUGUGCAAGCACUCGGCAGCCAUGACGUGCAUGGUGACGGAGUGCGCGGCGCCUACAAAUGGCGACUCGGGAGAGAUCGGCGUUGAGUCGCUGGAGCAGUUCAUGCCCUGCUUGUGCGACGCUUGCCCAGGGUUUGUGGAUCUCUUCACAAGCCUUGGGUCGACUGCGGCCCUGCUCGAGAACAACACAAACAUCACGGAGGUGGGCCCUCAAGCCUUGACCGCGCUCUGCCCGAUGGUCUCAGCCACUGAAUGCCUGACGACCAACGCGGCAUGUUCGGCCUUCGUCCAAUCGAAUGGCGAGCUUGGGGCGGAAGCGGGUAACAUUAGCAUGAUAAAGUCGCAGUGCGAAGAAGCUGGUGUCUUGUCGGCAUUGUGA